AUGUUUUGUGUGAAUAUAUGUUCUAUGAAAACCUUUUUUUUUUUAGAACAAUUAGAAACGAUCGAUAAUGCACCAUCAUCAAUCAUUAACCAAACAUUGUCGUUAAAUAGCAAUAAAACUACUGAUUCGACACUAUUAACACAAAUAAGUGAUGAAACAAAAGCGCGUAUUUUUGCAUUAAUUAAAGAAUUAGGACAGAAUAAUAUAUCACCUAUGCAAAACGAUAAUUUAUCAACAAUUAAGUUGGCAUUUGUUGAUACAAAUCUUUACAUAUGUUCAACAUGUUCAGGUCCUGUGCAGUCGGUGUAA
Rotaria sp. Silwood2 is the source of this 309-nucleotide messenger RNA. Lineage: Eukaryota; Metazoa; Rotifera; Eurotatoria; Philodinida; Philodinidae. The record is from the annotation of a GenBank genome assembly.